AUGAACUCGAUGAGUGAAAUAAAACGAUUGACACCUGAAGAAUUACUCGAAAAGCGCCGUUUAACAUUGAUAUCUCGUGCUCGUGCAGCUCGUGCUCAACUAGAUUCAUUAUCAUUACUCGAUACAAGUUAUGAUACAUGUCGACAAACUCUCCGUCAAUGGCGUUCACAAACGCUUGAUGAAAUCAACAGAGCUCAUGAAACAUCUCUUUCACAAUUAAAUGAUGCUUAUGAGCAAAUAAAUCGUUUUCGAUCAAAUUUACUUAGCCAUCUAAAUGAACAUAAUACUAAUGAUCAAUUACUAUCACCAUCAGCACAAUUAACACAUGUUGAAUCAAGCUUAAAUACAUUGAAUCAUGCAGAAUUUACAUUUAAUUUCGAUCGUGCUAGAAAAUUUGAAGGAGAAUUACAAUUAUUAAAAUUAUCUCGUCCUCAACAACAAUCGCGUCCAUUCAAUAAAUCAAAUACAAAAUGUCGAUUACUUGUUCCGUGUGAUCGAUAUGUAUCAGAUGUGUUUUUUUAUGAUGAUUUAAUAACAAGAAUUGAUUGUCAAACACCUGAAUGUAUUCUGGUGUGUCCAUUCGAUUUACUCGGUGAACUUUUAGGAAACGAUGAAGAAGUUCGCAUUCUUAUCGAUCAAACAUAUUUACCAUCCAUUGGUACACAAGCCCAACGAAUGCGUAAUGAGUAUGAUCUUCUUUUACUCCAACCAGCUCAAGAAUGUUGUCCACAAUCGAGUGAACGUGUGAUAACAAUUAUUUGCAAAAACCCAACAAAAAUGUUAUCUUGUUUAGAAGAAAUCUAUACUAUUUGUAGUCAACAAGUUAAACCAAUUGCAAAUAAUCCUUACAAACCAGUUAACUAUAAUAGAUCAAAAGCUGAUCUCUACGGUGGUUAUUCAGAUAUAUUAGCUCAAAAUCAUUUACAAAUCAGUAAUGAUAUAAAUAGGGCAAAUACUUUGUGUCCUUUGCCAUUGAACAAUUCUUUUCUAACUCCUAAUAUAUCUACUUUAUCAUCAUCAUCAUCGUCAUCAUUGUCGUCAUCGUCGUCAUCAUCUUCUUGUCGGCAGCUUUUUGAUCGUGUUCUCAUACCUGUACCACUCUGUCAAACACUUACAAUAACAGAUAUGCAAGCAGGUGCUUUAUUAGGACCGAAAGGCGAACGAAUUCAACAAUUACAACGUGAAACUGGUGCUAUUGUGAACAUAGGUGACUUAAAUGAGGAUAAUGGUGAACGGCGAAAACGUACUGUUAAUAUUCAAGGAAGUCAACAACAAGUGAAUAAUGCUUUGCAAACAAUAAAAAAACUGUUAAUGAUUGUUAGUAAUAAUGAUGAUGAUGAUGAUGCUGAUGCUGCUGGAGAAGAUUCUCUCAAAAGAGAUGGAGAAAAAAUGAAACGAACAUGA
Messenger RNA from Rotaria socialis, 1404 nucleotides. NCBI's taxonomy places the organism in Eukaryota, Metazoa, Rotifera, Eurotatoria, Philodinida, Philodinidae. The record is from the annotation of a GenBank genome assembly.